Molecule: messenger RNA, 1167 nt
Organism: Trichoderma aggressivum f. europaeum
Lineage: Eukaryota; Fungi; Ascomycota; Sordariomycetes; Hypocreales; Hypocreaceae
Exons: 1
Coding region: 1-1167 (388 amino acids)
Source: RefSeq, a predicted model, not a curated record
AUGUCAGCCUCAGCCUCGGCCUCAUCCCUCCCAUCCUCUUCCUCCCCCACCAUCAUCCUCACCAAUCCCACGCCUCAAGAACGCACCCGAACCUGGCUCUACAACCAGACCGAAUGGGGCAACAGCCUCACCGUCCCGGACUAUCUCGAGCGCGAGGAAUACCUCCUCUCCAUCCCCCUCGCCCGCAACGGCGGCAUCACCAACUGGAUCCUCACAGACGACGCCGCCGCCCCGGUCAACGGCGAGCGCCCCGUCUUUGCCGCCUGUGAAACCCUGCGCAAGCGUGCCCUCGUGAGAAACCGCGAUGGCAGCGUCCACGAUGUGUGGGCGUACGGCAUUGCCAGCGUCUUCACUCACAAGGAGUUUCGUGGCCGAGGGUAUGCCGGCAAGAUGAUUGAGCUGCUGCGCGGAUACAUGGCUGCUCAGCAGCGAGAGAUUGGCGAGCCGGCGUUUUCAGUGCUUUUCUCUGACAUUGGGAGACUGUUCUAUGCGAAGCACGGAUGGCUGCCCCUGGAAAACACCCAGAUUGAGUUCCGCGUCAGACCAACUGCUGCUGAACUUGAUACGUCGUCUGUUACGCUUAUUCACGAGGAGAACCUGGCUGAACUGGCUGAACGAGACGAAGGUCUCAUCCGUAAGGAAAUAGCCAAGCCCAACGCUGCUGAUGCGUCCAAAUUCCGGGUUGCCGUCAUCCCCGACAUCGAUGCUCUUCAAUGGCACUUUUACCGCGAGGCAUUCAUCUGCAACGCCGCAUUCGGCCGCAAGCCCACCGUCCACGGCGCCCUCUACACCUCUCCCUCAACCGGCUCCCGAGUAUGGGGUCUCUUCGAGCGGAAUCACUACGGCGGCCCAGACCACCCAGAGAAGAACCUCCUCAGCUUCCUCAGAUUCGUCAUUGAAGACGAAAGCAUCUCCGACGAAGAGUUAUCCACAGCCGUCGUGGGAAUCUUCCGCGCUGCAGAGAAGGAAGCCAAGGACUGGGCCUGCUCAAAGGUCGAGAUCUGGAAUCCUCUCGAGAGAGUAAGGAAGGCUGCUGAGGCUGCCACCGAAUUCCAAACUACGUUUGUCGUGAGACAAGACAAGAACCUUGCGAGUUUGAACUGGUUCGGCGAGGGCGCCACCGAAGACAUAGACUGGGUUGUCAACGAGAGAUUCGAGUGGUGCUAG